Messenger RNA from Lathyrus sativus (Indian pea), 1584 nucleotides. The record is from the annotation of a GenBank genome assembly. NCBI's taxonomy places the organism in Eukaryota, Viridiplantae, Streptophyta, Magnoliopsida, Fabales, Fabaceae.
AUGCUAAAGGGGAAACUAUCGUUUUUCGGAGGCGGAAAUUCUCGUUCGGUGGAUAACAAUUCGUCAAAGAAUGAAGAGCUUCUUCCUACAUUGAAGCUUGAAACUGAUAAACAAGUUUAUAGACCCGGUGAUCCAGUUAUUAUCACUAUUCAGAUCUCGAAUCCUUCAAAUGCCUACUCUUUUUUGAUGGAAAGACUCAGUUUUGAAAUCAGAGGCAUUGAGAAAUUGGAUACUCAAUGGUUUGUUACACAAAAGGCUUUACCUGGUUCAAGGCAAAAAAGAGGUGAACAUGUUUUUGUAGAUUCCUCAACACCAAUCCUAGUAGCAAACCAGAUUAUUAAUGCCGGUGCAAGCAAAUCAUAUGUUGUGAGAACAAUGCUGCCUAGUGUUAUUCCACCAUCAUACAAGGGUUCAAACAUUCGCUAUUUGUACUAUGUUAAAAGUACAAUAACUGGAGGGUGGUUAAUUCUGGAAAAUGGGCAGUCUCGCACAGAGCCCACAAAAGAUGUUACCGAUUUGGAAGUUCGUAUUCCAUUACAAAUAUGGGUAAACCAGAAAAGCAAUGGCUUUCCAAAGGAUGAUGAUAUUGUUCCCUUAACUACUGUACAACUGGAUAUAUUUUGGAAAGAGAUGGACGGAGAUGCUGAUUGGGUUAGAGCAAAUGAUAUUGAUGAUGGUGUUGAUGAGGAUUAUGACAGCUCAAGGGAUGAUAUAUCUUCUGUUUCUUCAUAUAAUCCCACGAAAGAAAAUAUGUACAGAGGCUAUGGAAGUUCUCUAUCAUUGCAAUCUUCUUCUGCAAGAUCAUUGAACAGGGAUGCUUUGGAAGGUCAUCGAACAAGUUUAUCUUCAAAUAUAGCACUUCCCCGGUUGUCUGUUGCUGAAGUAUUAUCUGAUUCUGGUGCUGAUGCCCUAUCAACUCAGAAGUCAUUUGCCAUGGAGCAACAGAAAUUCGGGAAGCAAUUUUCUGCAGAAGAUGACGCAGAAGUCUCCUCUUCACCGGAAGCUGGAGCUGUGGAAUCUUUAUCAUCAGAAGGCUUCAUCAGAGGAAGGUCUUAUAACAUCAGACUUGAUGACCAAAUUUUGCUUAAAUUUUCCCCAAAAAAUUCCGACUCAACUUAUUACUUCAGCGACAUGAUAGGUGGGACUCUAACUUUUUUUCACGAGGAAGGAGCUAGGAGAUGCCUUGAGAUCUCAGUAACAUUGGAAACUUCAGAAACUAUAAAUAGACGCUUCGUCCAUCCUUCUAGAAGGAACUCCCCAACAAUCACGAAGGUUCAGAGUGACCAUCACGAGGUUGUUGCCGAUUUGCUCCAGACAAGUUUCCUUUUUUCUGUCCCCAUGGAUGGUCCAAUGACCUUCUCCACUCCACAUGUAUCUGUACAAUGGGUUCUCCGCUUCGAGUUUUACACAACUCCAAAAUUUGUGGAUUGGACAAAGUACGAGCAUCCGCUUCUGAUUGAAAGAAGGGAAAAAACUGAAUGGGUUCUUCCAAUUACUGUACAUGCUCCACCACCUAGAACUUCUACUUCUGGCUCAAGAAGUGAGAAACUUUUCUCUUUGGAUCCUAUGUGGGUGCAUACUUGA